AUGACGCGGCCUACACUGCUGGUGCAGGAUCACCAGCAGCAAGAUCUCCGCCCCACUCUGCUGCGUUCGAGAGGACCUGAGGCAGCGAAUCAGCAUCCAUUGCUGCUGCAGUACAAGGGAAUCGCAGCCGCAACAGCAGACACAGCGACAGCAGCGCCGGCACCAGCAACAGCAUUCUCACCCUCCGAGCAGGAGAUCCUGAGGGAAGCAUUCAAUGUCUUUGAUCGGGAUGGAGAUGGGUUGCUACAAGCCAGCGAAUUUCGCGCCGCUUGUACCGCCCUCGGUGUACAGACCCCCGAACCCAUGGCGGCAAAGAUGCUAUUGUUGGAGGGUCGUGGAUCAGGUGUUUCCUUUUCUGAAUUCUGCAACUUCGCAUGCGGGUCGUUUUCACUGGAAGAAGAUAUCAGCGAAGCGGGUAAUCUUUUUAAGCUUUUUGACCACGGCGACAAAGGAUACUUGACACUGCGAGAUCUGGCCGAAGCGUCAGAGUGCUGCGGCGGUGCAUUUUCUGUUGAGCAGCUCGAGCUGAUGCUCCGGCAUCUCUCCCCGGAUGGCAGUGGCCAUGUGUUUUUGCAGCAAUUUAAAAAGCUCUUUACCAACAAGCAGCGACUUGCACCCAGGAAUUAG
Messenger RNA from Cyclospora cayetanensis, 627 nucleotides. RefSeq names its product caltractin. The coding region runs from base 1 to 627 and encodes 208 amino acids. Gene Ontology annotation, molecular function: enzyme regulator activity; calcium ion binding. NCBI's taxonomy places the organism in Eukaryota, Apicomplexa, Conoidasida, Eucoccidiorida, Eimeriidae. The transcript is spliced from 4 exons. The record is from RefSeq and is a predicted model, not a curated record.